This is a messenger RNA of Aureococcus anophagefferens, 495 nucleotides long. RefSeq lists its product as hypothetical. The transcript has a single exon. The annotation marks the transcript as partial. Gene Ontology annotation, biological process: potassium ion transmembrane transport; regulation of membrane potential. The record is from RefSeq and is a predicted model, not a curated record. Lineage: Eukaryota; Pelagophyceae; Pelagomonadales; Pelagomonadaceae. Gene Ontology annotation, molecular function: voltage-gated potassium channel activity. Gene Ontology annotation, cellular component: membrane.
UGGGACGUCUGGUUGAUGGUGUUGAUCUUCUACGUCAUGCUCGUGACGCCGUUCCAGAUCAGCUUCACGCGCGCGCCGGACGAUUUCGUGGACAACUUCACGGCGGGCGACCCGCCGGGCUACAACAAGUACAUCGUGCUGGCGGUGCUCAACGGCGUCGUCGACAUCAUGUUCUUCGCGGAUCUCUGCCUCUGCUUCAACACGGCGUUCUUCGAGGACAACGAGUGGGUCGUCUCCCGGCGGCGCAUCGCGGUCAACUACGUGUGCUCCUGGUUCCUGCUGGACCUCCUGUCGAUUUUACCGUACCAGCUCAUCAGCACGAGGAGCGGCUUCCUGAAGAUGAUCAGGAUGGUGCGCCUCAUGAAGAUGCUCCGGGUCCUCAAGCAGCCGCGCAUCAUGGCGCGCAUCGCCGCGCGGAACACGAUGCGCGCGGGCCAGCAGGCCGUCUGCAAGUACAUCGCCAUCCUGCUCUUCCUGCUGCACUGGACGGCCUGC